CAAGAUGGCGGAUGAAUGAAGGAGUUUGUCUGCUGGACUUUGAACUCAACCUUUUUGUUUAUUUUUACCACUAGAAUUGUAGCUUGGCUCCUUAGAUUAUAGAACUAAGAAUGGCAUCUUAUAGAUUGCUUCAUGGCAAUAAAAUUAGCGCGCUAAAUUAUUUUCGUUUUGUAAGAAAGGUAACCGGUAGCCAUUCAUUGUUGUCACAUUCAAGACGGUUUCAAAGCACCACACAGAGUUCUGAUGAAGAUAAAUACAUCCUGCCUAAAAGUAAAGUCUACACAUACCAUUACCAAGAUAGUCUACCAAGACUCCCAAUACCAAAGCUAGAAAAUACUUGUCACCGUUAUCUGGCAUCACAGAAACCACUCCUUACUCCUGAAGAAUAUGAAGUCACUAAGAAGUUGACAGAAAAGUUUCAAAAACAAGAAGGACCAGUAUUAAAUGCUGAACUCAUCAAGCAAGACAAGAUUAAUAAACACACAAGCUAUAUCUCAGCUUAUCCGAGCUACCAAUUUCAUCAAGUCUGCUGUAAGGUUCAAGAUAUCUCUGGACCAGACUGUCCUUGAGCCUGAUAUCUUUCACCUAAACCCAAAGAGAAGUGAUUCUGAUUGGUUUAAAAGCAUCAUAAGGUUUGUUCCUAGAAAACUGUCGUGGUAUGGUGCAUUCUUGGCCAAGGCAUUUCCUCUAGACAUGAGUCAGUAUAACAGGCUGUUCUGCUCUACCAGAAUCCCUAAUAAAGGAAAAGAUAAACUGGCUACGUUUGAAGGAGCCAGGCAUCUAUUGGUAAUGCAUAAAGGACACUUCUAUGUCUUCGAUGUCAUUACUACUGAUGGUAACAUCAUUCCAGCUUCAACAAUUUACCAGAACCUCAAAGAAAUCCUCACCGACCCCACCCCUCCACCAAGACAUCCCCUAGGAGUCCUCACAACCGAAGACCGUGACACGUGGGCUAGUCAACGUCACGCCAUCUCUGCCAUUCCUGCCAAUCAUGAGGCUCUAAAGUUGAUUGACAGUGCUUUGUUUGCAUUGUGUUUGGAUGAUGAAGCACCUUAUGAGCCUGCUCACUUGACACAGGUUAUGCUUCAUGGUGAUGGGAUGAACAGGUGGUUCGAUAAAUCGUUUCAACUCAUUGUCUGCAAACAAGGAGUAUCGGCAAUCAACUUUGAACACUCCUGGGGAGACGGUGUUGCUGUCCUUCGCUUCUUCAACGAAGUCUUCAAAGAUAGUUCUACUCGUCCGGCCAUCUCGCCACAGGAAGCCCAGUCAAUAAACUGUGAGAGCACAGUAAGAAAACUGGAAUUUUCUUUGACGCCUGAGUUAGAACGAGGUGUACAGGUAGCGAAGGAGAAAUUCGACGAUACGGUCAGUACCCUGAUCACAGAAACCCUAGAGAUAAAAAGCUAUGGCAAGGAUUAUAUUAAGACUAAGCAGUUGAGUCCAGAUGCUUAUAUGCAGCUUGCUUUCCAGAUGGGCAUCUACCGUCAAAAGGGUCACUUUGUGCCGACCUACGAGUCAUGCGCUACUGCGGCCUUUAGGCAUGGUCGUACCGAGACAAUCAGGUCAGCCAGUAAUGCUACCGUAGCCUGCAGUGAAGCAUUCGAUAAAUCACAUCGAGCUGGCGUUGAUGAGAUGGUGAACAGAAUUAAAAUAGCAACGGAUUGGCAUGCUAAACUCACCAAAGAAGCCGCCAUGGGCCAAGGGUUCGAUCGUCAUUUAUUCGCACUUCGAACGCUAGCAGAGGCAUCAGGACAACAACCAGACAUAUUCCAAGACUCAGCCUACACUAAAAUCAACCGUAUCCACCUUUCAACCAGCACCUUGUCCAGCCCAGCUAUCAUGAUAGGUGGCUUCGCUCCUGUUAUCCCAGAAGGCUUAGGGGUAGGGUAUGGGAUCUUCGAUGAUCGAUUGGGCUGUAAUGUGACUUGUUAUGAAAACGGUGGUAACGCCAAGGAAUUUCUGGAAUGCGUGGCAUCCAGUCUAGAAGACAUGCACACCGUUUUGAAUGGAAAGAAUUUCAAGCAGUAAGCGUGGAACAAGUUGAAACCUGUUCCUGGGCUAUGAGGCUUACAGAAAGAUACAAAAGUUCCCUCUCCCCCGAGAUUUUUAUCUUUUCUGGUUAUUUUUGUUUACGGAUUUCUCUUAGAAUGUCUUGUUGCUCUAAUUUUGGAUUCUCCUUUUCUGAUAUUUUUUCAAAAAAUUCUCUUGAGGCGGCACACCCCAUUUGAAGGAGCCCCUUUGACUCCUCAUUAGCUAAUUAAUAUUUUACAAUUAUAUUCAUUUCGUUAUUGAUUGAUCAAUAACGGGUUUCCAUUUGCCAAGGAUCCUUCAUGAAUUCACCAUGAAUUUCAGGACAUUUUGAAUUUUUCCACAAAUCUUGUUUUUACACGCCUAUAUUAUUGUCUAUGCAACGGAUUCGUUUGGCUCGACCAUGAGAGGAUGUGAAUUAACAAGAGUUAAUUUUCUUGGGAAGUUACAUUAAACAUUAUGUAGAAAUUUCUA
This is a messenger RNA of Actinia tenebrosa (Australian red waratah sea anemone), 2502 nucleotides long. Its product is annotated as carnitine O-palmitoyltransferase 2, mitochondrial. The record is from RefSeq and is a predicted model, not a curated record. Gene Ontology annotation, molecular function: carnitine O-palmitoyltransferase activity. Gene Ontology annotation, cellular component: mitochondrion. Lineage: Eukaryota; Metazoa; Cnidaria; Anthozoa; Actiniaria; Actiniidae. Gene Ontology annotation, biological process: fatty acid beta-oxidation.